This is a messenger RNA of Seminavis robusta, 2001 nucleotides long. The record is from the annotation of a GenBank genome assembly. NCBI's taxonomy places the organism in Eukaryota, Bacillariophyta, Bacillariophyceae, Naviculales, Naviculaceae.
GACGACGGACGGGCGGUUCCAGAAAGCCAUGUUGCGGUGGGUUGGCAGGUGACGGCAGAUUUUGGUUGCCGUUGGAAGAUAUCGCAUUGGAAAUGCCGAUCCCACUGUUAUUAACUCUCAGCAGAGCCUGUAUCUUAGUCCAGUAGUCGAUUAGCAGGUGACAAUCAAGAAGACGAAGACGAUGAUGAAUCAGUCGAUGCGGCUGCUGUUUCUCUCUUGUGGUGCUUUACUUCUUAGUAGCACCCUUGCAGAGGAGAAGGAGAAUGUGUUGACGCCAACUCGCAUCUCUUUUCAAUCUCUGGAGAAUCUAUUGUCGUUGGAUCAUCCAGACCACCAAUCUCAUGUGGACCAUAUUUCGUCGGUGCUGGAAGGCGUGGGACUCUUUUCGAUUACCGACAUUCCCUUGUUUCGAAAGGAAAAACCAGAAACUCUGAGAGAACUACCGAAGUGUGUCGAUGCUCUCUUAUUGAAAGGACAGCGUGGCAUGGCAGCUCGUCACGUCUUGGCCGAUGGCACCAUUCGCAAGACCAUUGCUACUACAGGGGACGAUCCAAACUUAUUACUGUCAUCACCAUCAUCACUAGAUCAACGAAUUCCUGAGGCUUGUGAAACGUUACAGCAAGUCAGUGGGGCCUUUCGAUCCACCGUGGCUGAAGUGACCAGGACUGUAGGUCGAGUGCUCCUAAUGCUCCAGUCCAAAUCAUCUCAAAACAGCAACAACAACAACAACGACAAGCCACUGGUGCUGACUACCAAAGAGGGCGACAAAACGUACAAUCUGGCCGAAAUGGUCACUUAUGGAGAACACUUGGAGCAUUUCCAUGUCUACAACAAACCAAAUAGUACUAGUACUACUACUCAUCCAACAACUACCAUUGACUGGCACACUGAUCAAGGACUAAUGCUCGUUUUUAGUCCUGGAAUGAUGAUCAUGAACACCCACAACCAACAACAACAACAACAAGACAGAAAAACUACCUUUUACCAACAAGAACACGAUUUCAAAAUUCAAUUGCCCAAUGGAACAGCCAUGUCGGUACAAUUCGAUCCCAUCAAGGAUGACUUGGUUGUCAUGUUGGGACAAGGGGUCGAGCAAUACGUUUCUGGCGUCAACUUUCGUGCUGUGCCCCAUUCGCUUUCCCUACAACAACAACAACAACAGCAACAACAAUCUACUAAUAGUAAUCGAGUCUGGUAUGGACGAAUGGUAUUGCCUCCUGCAGAUGCCAUUCAUCCUCUCUUCCAUAAUAGUGGACAAACCUUUGGCAGUAUUCGACAAGAACUCAUUGCGGCACGCAAUAAUAAUAAUACCACUGAUACAUCCAUGUCAGUGUUGGGAUGCAGCAGUAGUAGCACCACCACUACUACUAUUGCCAAGCAACAACGCCAAUUGCAAGACCAAACAGAAGAAGACUGCAAUCUGGAAACGCAACACUUUUGCUGGCAUACAUGCAUCGACUACUCACAAGACAUUUCGCCUACGGCAUGUGCCGCGGCCACGGACGAUCACGUUGUGGCUUGUGUAAACACAAAAACUGAUGAAUUGUGGCCCGGAAAUCACAAUCCAGAUUUUAAUUUGGGAUGUGUCGCCGCAGAGCGAGUAGAGGCUUUCUACAACAACACCAGCACCAGCAGCACGGAACAGGAAACAAACAGUAGUAGUAAUGAGGGACAUCAAGACAGUCAUUCCGCAGCAGAGGGUGGUCUCGAAACAGACGAUGCCAAAGACGACCAACUGACAACAGCUCCAUCUAGUAGUGCCACCACGUUUACUGGAACUAUGGGAAAGACGACAUUUGCAAUGCUUCUGGCUGGACUUGUGUGCAUUUUCUAGCUGCUGCAGAGUAGCUAUAGCGGGCCAGCCCUUGUUGGCUGUGCCAUUUGUUGGUGGGCGAGCAACCAAUCUCCUUAUUGCCCAUCUUAAAAUUGUUUGAUCAAGUUGUAUUUGAAAAGAAUAGAUUUUUCUCAUUUCUGUGCAAUUUCUACCACAAAUGUUCAAGG